Molecule: messenger RNA, 1212 nt
Organism: Penicillium argentinense
Lineage: Eukaryota; Fungi; Ascomycota; Eurotiomycetes; Eurotiales; Aspergillaceae
Product: Zn(2+) transporter YKE4
Exons: 3
Coding region: 1-1212 (403 amino acids)
Biological process (GO): intracellular zinc ion homeostasis; zinc ion transmembrane transport
Cellular component (GO): membrane
Molecular function (GO): zinc ion transmembrane transporter activity
Source: RefSeq, a predicted model, not a curated record
AUGGCUUCGCGGUUCUUCCCCUCGCGCCGCACGGGCUUGGCGCUCGCUGCUGGCUGUUUUUUGUUCUCAGCAUUGGCGGCUGCCAAUGUUCGUCCUGGGGAUUUGUCUGUCAGCCAGAUCGAGGAGCAAUUGCAGAAUUGUCCCCUUGUCGAAUCACUCAAUGAGCACAAACGGGCGACGGCCCCUGAGACAACCAGUCUCCUGUCUAAGAUCUUUGCCGUGCUCUUCCCAGGCAGUCCGGCCGUGAACUCUCUCCUGGCGACACUAUAUAUCUCCGGUCCCCCCAACUUCCUCCUAGCACUAUGUCCUCCGGAUAUCGACCCCUCUUCUCUAUCAAUCAUGGUUGCCUUCGCCGUUGGAGGUCUUCUAGGUGAUACGCUGUUCCACCUACUUCCGGAGAUUUUUCUUGGCGAGGACUCUCCCGACCAUGUAAGCUUUGUUAUGGUCGAGCCAAACAAGAACCUGCUCUUGGGCCUGGGCAUCAUGGUUGGUUUCUUCACUUUCGUGGCAAUGGACAAGACACUGCGCAUCGCAACCGGCGGCCAAGGUCACGACCACUCGCACGGCCAUGUUCACGAAGAAGUCACUGCUGCUUCGACAACUGGCAGCGAGAAGAAGGACCAGUCAGGCGAAUUGAAGCAGCGCAAAUCGACCAGGCCUGCAGGAGAAUCGUCUAAGGACGAGACUCCUGAGAAAGAAAUCAACCCUAGUGUUAAGCUAGGAGGAUACCUCAACCUCAUUGCUGAUUUCACACAUAACAUCACCGACGGUCUUGCCCUUUCUUCGUCUUUUUAUGCUUCGCCCACUAUCGGCGCAACCACUACCGUCGCUGUCUUUUUCCAUGAAAUUCCGCAUGAGGUCGGUGAUUUUGCUCUGCUGGUCCAGUCGGGUUUCUCCAAGCGUAAGGCCAUGGGCGCACAAUUCGUCACUGCCGUCGGUGCUUUUCUGGGUACUUUGAUUGGAAUUGCAGUGCAGGAAUUUGGUGGCCACGGCGAUACCCUUAAUGACACCUCUGUCUCUGGUCUGUGGGGAACUAGUCUCUCUUGGGGUGACAUGCUUCUUCCAUUUACUGCAGGAACUUUCCUGUACGUUGGAACGGUGGCUGUUAUCCCCGAGCUGCUGGAGACGGGUCAGGAUAAGAGUGUCGAGGUGCGAAAGACUGUUACACAGUUUUUGGCUGUUGCUGUGGGAGCCGGUAUUAUGCUUGCGUGA